AUGUCCUUCUAUCCUGGCUAUCCCUAUGCAGCACCCCUCACAACCUCAGUUGCUGCUCCAUUGACAUAUGCUCCCCCUGUCUAAUAUGCUCCUCAAUUGUCAUACGCUGCACCUGUGUAAUAUGCAAGACCUGUCACUCAAUCCGUUGUUCAACCAGUCGUCACACAACCUGUAGCUGUUCAACCAGUUUUACAAUAAUCUGUGAUCGCAUAACCAGUUGUUGCCCAACCAGUUCAACCAACAAUCAAAGGAGAAUCAAGAGUAGAGUACAGAGAGUACUAAAGACCAGUCGUUGAGAUGGAAACUGAGACUGUUCAAGUGCAAGUGCCAAAAACGAAAUAUGUCACAGAUUAUUACCCAGUCGAAUAUUAAACCGAAUACAUCCCUAGAACAGUCUAUGAACAAUAAACUGAAUAUGUCCCAGUGACUAAAACAGUCCCAAGAGUAGAAUAUGAGGCUGUCGAAAGAGAAGUGCAAAGACCUCAACCCGUUGUUGUCCAAUAGCCAGUAGUCUAAUAGGUUGUUCAAUAACCCGUUGUGUAAUAAGUUGUGCAAUAGCCAAUUCUUCAGUCUGUUGUCCAAUAACCUGUUGUCUAAUAACCAUUGUCAUAUUCUUUGGUCAGACCAGCACCCACUUAUACUGCUCCAGUUGCUUAUUCAAGUGUGGCUCCAGUGGCUGCCUACCCAAGUUAUUAUGGAGGAUACAGACCAUUCUGAGAUCAUUUUAGAUUCAGCAUAUAAUAUAAUAUAAAAUUUGUAUAUUUUCCAAUGACUUACUUGGAACAU
Molecule: messenger RNA, 786 nt
Organism: Paramecium tetraurelia
Lineage: Eukaryota; Ciliophora; Oligohymenophorea; Peniculida; Parameciidae
Exons: 2
Source: RefSeq, a predicted model, not a curated record